This is a messenger RNA of Coffea arabica (coffee), 3579 nucleotides long. The record is from RefSeq and is a predicted model, not a curated record. Lineage: Eukaryota; Viridiplantae; Streptophyta; Magnoliopsida; Gentianales; Rubiaceae.
UUUUGUAGCAAUGGGGAGCAAAGCAAAAGCAAUGGGGUCUAGGCUGACUCCUCUUUUUACCACCGUUUUAGUGGUAUUUGUUGCUCUUGGCUUGCCUUCAGAAACUGCAGCUGAUUACGACAAGUAUUCACCUCCUCCUCCUCCUUACCAUUAUUACUCACCACCACCUCUUGUGCAUUCACCUCCACCAUCGCCAGUUUAUAAGUCACCCCCACCACCUUACCAUUAUUCCUCACCACCACCUCCAGUGCAUUCACCUCCACCACCACCGAUUUACAAGUCACCUCCACCACCUCCUCCAGUCUACAAGUCCCCACCACCACCUUACCAUUAUUCCUCACCACCACCUCCAGUGCAUUCACCCCCACCACCACCAGUUUACAAGUCUCCGCCACCACCUCCUCCAGUUUACAAGUCUCCACCACCACCUUACCAUUAUUCCUCACCACCACCUCCAGUGCAUUCACCCCCACCACCACCAGUUUACAAGUCUCCGCCACCACCUUACCAUUAUUCCUCACCACCACCUCCGACGCAUUCACCUCCACCACCACCGGUUUACAAGUCACCUCCACCACCUCCUCCAGUUUACAAGUCCCCGCCACCACCUUACCAUUAUUCCUCACCACCACCUCCAGUGCAUUCACCCCCACCACCACCAGUUUUUAAGUCUCCGCCACCACCUUACCAUUAUUCCUCACCACCACCUCCUGUGCAUGCACCUCUACCACCAAUUUACAAGUCACCUCCACCACCUCCUCCUCCAGUUUACAAGUCUCCACCACCACCUUACCAUUAUUCCUCACCACCACCUCCAGUGCAUUCACCCCCACCACCACCAGUUUACAAGUCUCCGCCACCACCUUACCAUUAUUCCUCACCACCACCUCCGACGCAUUCACCUCCACCACCACCGGUUUACAAGUCACCUCCACCACCUCCUCCAGUUUACAAGUCCCCGCCACCACCUUACCAUUAUUCCUCACCACCACCUCCAGUGCAUUCACCCCCACCACCACCAGUUUACAAGUCUCCGCCACCACCUUACCAUUAUUCCUCACCACCACCUCCAGGGCAUUCACCCCCGCCACCACCAGUUUACAAGUCACCGCCACCACCUCCUCCUGUUUAUAAGUCCCCUCCACUACCUCAUCAUUAUUCCUCACCACCACCUCCAGUGCAUUCACCCCCACCACCACCAGACUAUUCACCUCCUCCUCCUCCUUACCAUUAUUCCUCACCACCACCUCUAGUGCAUGCACCUCCACCACCUCCUCCAAUUUACAAGUCCCCGCCACCACCUUACCAUUAUUCCUCACCACCACCUCCAGUGCAUUCACCUCCACCACUUCCUCCAGUUGACAAGUCUCCGCCACCACCUUACCAUUAUUCCUCACCACCACCUCCUGUGCAAGCACCUCCACCACCAAUUUACAAGUCACCUCCACCACCUCCUCCAGUUUACAAGUCUCCACCACCACCUUACCAUUAUUCCUCACCACCACCUCCAGUGCAUUCACCCCCACCACCACCAGUUUUUAAGUCUCCGCCACCACCUUACCAUUAUUCCUCACCACCACCUCCUGUGCAUGCACCUCUACCACCAAUUUACAAGUCACCUCCACCACCUCCUCCUCCAGUUUACAAGUCUCCACCACCACCUUACCAUUAUUCCUCACCACCACCUCCAGUGCAUUCACCCCCACCACCACCAGUUUACAAGUCUCCGCCACCACCUUACCAUUAUUCCUCACCACCACCUCCGACGCAUUCACCUCCACCACCACCGGUUUACAAGUCACCUCCACCACCUCCUCCAGUUUACAAGUCCCCGCCACCACCUUACCAUUAUUCCUCACCACCACCUCCAGUGCAUUCACCCCCACCACCACCAGUUUUUAAGUCUCCGCCACCACCUUACCAUUAUUCCUCACCACCACCUCCUGUGCAUGCACCUCUACCACCAAUUUACAAGUCACCUCCACCACCUCCUCCUCCAGUUUACAAGUCUCCACCACCACCUUACCAUUAUUCCUCACCACCACCUCCAGUGCAUUCACCCCCACCACCACCAGUUUACAAGUCUCCGCCACCACCUUACCAUUAUUCCUCACCACCACCUCCGACGCAUUCACCUCCACCACCACCGGUUUACAAGUCACCUCCACCACCUCCUCCAGUUUACAAGUCCCCGCCACCACCUUACCAUUAUUCCUCACCACCACCUCCAGUGCAUUCACCCCCACCACCACCAGUUUACAAGUCUCCGCCACCACCUUACCAUUAUUCCUCACCACCACCUCCAGGGCAUUCACCCCCGCCACCACCAGUUUACAAGUCACCGCCACCACCUCCUCCUGUUUAUAAGUCCCCUCCACCACCUCAUCAUUAUUCCUCACCACCACCUCCAGUGCAUUCACCCCCACCACCACCAAUUUAUAAGUCUCCCCCACCGCCUCCCCCAGUAUAUAAGUCACCACCACCACCUCCACCAGUGUACAAGUCUCCGCCACCUCCAGUCUACAAGUAUAAGUCACCACCACCUCCUUCCCCAAUUUACAAGUCACCACCACCACCUCCUCCAGUAUACAAAUCACCUCCACCACCUCCUCCAGUUUACAAAUCUCCACCACCACCAAUUUAUAAAUACAAGUCUCCUCCACCACCUCCUCCAGUUUACAAUUCCCCACCACCACCAAUCUACAAGUCUCCACCUCCACCCUACCAUUACUACUACAAUUCUCCUCCUCCUCCUCCUAAUCACAAGCAUAUCAGCCUAAAACAAGAAUUUGUAGUAACAAUGGGGAGCAAAGCAAAAGCAACGGGGUCUAGGCUGACUCCUCUUCUUACCACUGUUUUAGUGGUAUUUGUUGCCUUUGGCUUGCCCUUGGAAACUGCGGCUGAUUAUUACAAGUAUUCAUCUCCUCCUCCUCCUCCUUACCACUAUUCUUCACCACCACCUCCAGUGUAUUCACCUCCACCGACCCCUGUUUAUAAGUUACCCCCACCAUCUCCUCCAGUUUACAAGUCCUCACCACCACCUUACCACUACUCACCACCUCCGGUGUAUUCACCUCCACCAUCACCAGUUUACAAGUCACCACCACUACCCCCACCGGUAUACAACUCCCCGCCUCCACCAGUGUACAAAUACAAGUCACCACCACCACCUCCUCCAGUUUACAAAUCUCCACCGCCACCAGUUUACAAGUACAAGUCACUCCCACCACCUCCUCCGGUAUACAAGUCUCCUCCGCCACCUGUUUACGAGUACAAGUCUCCUCCACCACCUCCUCCAGUGUACAAGUCCCCACCACCUCCAGUUUACAAGUACAACUCACCACCACCUCCUCCCCCAGUUUACCAAUCUCCACCACCACCAGUUUACAAAUACAAGUCACCACCACCUCCUCCCCCAGUUUACCAGUCUCCACCUCCACCCUAUCAUCACUACUACGGUUCUCCUCCUCCUCACCACUACUAAGCAAGUGCAUCUAAGUUUUGAGGCAAAGGAGAAGGCAAUCGGUGUUUGAGACCUUCAUGAAGAUGCAGAAGAAUAAGAAUAAAAGCCCAAUGCGA